AUGCAGGAUAUUUCCAUCACUAGAGAAGUCUUUACUCAAACACUGGCCCGAGUUGUUUGUUCUCCAAUACAGCGUAUUCAAGUUGCCCAACAAACACGUACCGUACAGGGAAAUGCCUUUCAUGUUCUGAUUAAAAUUGUUACCACUAAAAAGACUGAUGAUUCAACAUCAUCUUUAUCAUCAUCGACGAAUAAUUCAACAUCUACUACUGUAGCUUCGGAAAAGAAAGUUAUUAAUGGUUUGGCUUUGUAUAGAGGACUUGAUGCAAGUUUGCUGAACGCUUGGGCAAAGGUUUUAGGAAAACGUCUUUGUUCUGCUAUUGUACCAAAUAAUAAUUUCUUGGGACAUGUAAUUAGUCCAUUGUUAUCUUUACCAUUCAGUACAGUUUAUGUAAAAUUGGUUUCCGAUCCAUCAAUGACUAAUGAUAAUGUUUUUACUGGAUUAAAGAAGGUAUUUAAUGAAGAAGGAUUAUUAGGAUUAUAUAGGGGUUUCCUUCUUCAAGUUAUUGGUAACGAAAUUCAUUCUGUAUUUUAUCUUAUUAUUCAUAGUGCCUUGGCUCCACUAUUGAAACGUAAAUCACUUGCAACAGGUUCUUCAUUUACUGAUGAAUUAAUUUGUGGAACAUUGACAACUAUUUUGACAAGCCUUAUUACCUAUCCUUUAUUAACAGUUACCAGACGUAUACAAGCUCAAAAGAAAUCAGAACAACAAUCAGUACCAGAAACUGUAAAGGCCAUUAAGAGUGAAGGUUUACGUAGAUUCUAUUCUGGUUUUGCUGCCUCUAUGACUUAUUCAAUUCUUUGUACUCCUGUUUCUUUUGUUGGAGACAUUAUUUAUGGAACAUUGAUGAGAAAAUAA
This is a messenger RNA of Naegleria gruberi, 858 nucleotides long. RefSeq lists its product as uncharacterized. The record is from RefSeq and is a predicted model, not a curated record. NCBI's taxonomy places the organism in Eukaryota, Heterolobosea, Eutetramitea, Acrasida, Naegleriidae. The transcript has a single exon. Gene Ontology annotation, biological process: folate import into mitochondrion; nucleotide transport. Bases 1 to 858 code for a protein of 285 amino acids. Gene Ontology annotation, molecular function: FAD transmembrane transporter activity; folic acid transmembrane transporter activity. Gene Ontology annotation, cellular component: mitochondrion.